Messenger RNA from Carica papaya (papaya), 867 nucleotides. The record is from RefSeq and is a predicted model, not a curated record. NCBI's taxonomy places the organism in Eukaryota, Viridiplantae, Streptophyta, Magnoliopsida, Brassicales, Caricaceae.
AUGUAUUCCGAGCUAACUUCCUCUGCCAAGGAAGAUGAUCCACGGCCAGCAGUUGAUCAGUUCUUGGCUCUCCAUGCAAGUUUGAACAAUGCUGGAGUUAUUGCUGAUUCUUUAUCUAAAGUAAUUCAGGUUGGCUCAUCCCCGGAUCACGAAGAAAGUCCAUUGGAGGAAGCAUUGAAGGUCGCAUCAGAGAGACGAAAAUUUGCUGCAUCUUGGGUCCAAGCCGCCCUGGCAACCAACCUAUCAUCCUUCUCUGUGUUUAGCAAAGAUCCUACGUCAAGUUUGGUUCGUGCUUCUGCUCCUGCACAAGCUCAAAAGUCUCUUCAUGGAAAUCAACCUAUCUUAGUCCUUGAAAAUUCUGUCAAGAAUUCUUCGUCAAAACCAAAAACCCGUCCAGCAGUUGGUUCUAAGCUUGUGGCACAAGGAAUUCUUCGGAAAGCAGGAGGGGAUGGUCCCAUAGCCAGUCAAAAGGCACAGGCUCAGCCUCCACAGGAGUGGGUAAGAGGAAGUGGGCUUGAGGAAGCUGUUGAGUUGUCGGAAAUGUUGCGAAUGGAGUCCCAAGAUUGGUUUUUGGAAUUUGUGGAGAAAUUCUUGGAUGCUGAGGUAGACACCUCAGCAUUAGCGGAUAAUGGUCAGAUAGCUGGGAUGUUGACUCAGCUCAAGAGUGUGAAUGCGUGGCUAGAUGAGAUUGGGUUAAGCAAGGAGGAGGGAGAAACAUCCCGUGUUCCAGUAGAGACGAUUGACAGGUUGAGGAAAAAGAUAUAUGAAUAUCUCCUUACACAUGUUGAAUCUGCUGCUGCUGCACUUGGUGGUGGAUCACAGUCCUCACCACGUCUCCGACCAGUCGAGACCAAAGCAAAAAAGUGA